AUGACUCCGGGAGAGAACUCCGGUGCAAAUGCUCAAGCAAGUCAAAAAAUCGGUAAGCAUCGCAGAUCGACAUCUUUAGCUUUUGUCGAGGAAAUGAUGUUCUGGCUAUUCAUGCCUUUCAUUGAUGUCAUCUAUGCGUUGCCUGGGAGCAGUGCUAGUGAGUCUAGAGAGGAAUGUGGCUUAAAUAGUUUCAUACAAUUUCUGCUACGCAUUUGUUCGGCACAUUUCGAAGGGGGCGAGAAAAAGGAAGGUGAUAUUCCUGUGCCGGAUCCGCAGUUGGACGCACCGAUCUCGAUUGAGCUCCCGCCAAAAGAAACAAAAAGCAGCGAUCGACGACGAGGACUCCAGCAGCCGAGGUCAUCAGCUCGUUCUGCACCCUGCUCCAACAGCUCCGCAGCAAGCACCUCCGUGAAACGAGGUCGUUCAUUGGCGGUCACCGCUGAUUAUUUGGCUAGCUGGAAGAAUCGCUCCGUUACUGACGGUCACUUCUGAAAACUCGAAAAGCUUGGGGAGGGAAGAAAGAGGGAGGAUGGGAAAUUCUCGGGCGGAUGGAUUGUAACUCGAUUCGCACCUGUCACAGUAAGCAACGGCAUCAUCGUUAAGCAGUUAACCGAAGGACAAAGGUCAGCAGAUCUCCGGGAAAAGGAGGGGAGGGACGGGGAAGCUGCUGAUGGUGAUGUUAUAGGUGGAGCGGGGGCGCUGCCCCAGCCAACCACCCACCCAUCUUGGCGUCUUCCUUUUGCAUGUGCAACUGAGAAUUCAAACCCUCCGUGCAGCUCACUUCGCUUUCCAUCAUCCUCCAACAAUAAUAACGCUGCUGCUACCACAACUGCUGCCACCACUACCACAACUGCUGCCGCCGCAUCAGCCGAAUCUUCAACUGACCUCGGACACAAUCAUUUCGUCGCAAAUAUACUAACCAUGAGCGGUCGUAUGUCGAAUGGCGCCACAGGACGUCCGCUGGUUGCACUUCUGGAUGGCCGGGAUUGUACCGUUGAAAUGCCAAUUUUAAAGGAUGUAGCAACGGUAGCAUUCUGUGAUGCGCAAUCUACUCAUGAGAUUCAUGAAAAGGUUCUUAAUGAAGCGGUUGCUGCAUUGAUGUGGCACUCAAUAACGCUUGAACGCGAAGAUUUAGAAAAAUUUAAAGCACUGCGGGUAGUUGUACGGAUCGGUACAGGUACUGAUAAUAUUGACGUGAAAGCAGCAACAGAUCUCGGGAUUGCUGUAUGUAACACACCCGGUGAUUGUGUUGAAGAAGUAGCCGAUACAACAAUGUCGUUAAUUUUAAAUAUGUAUAGGAAAACAUUUUGGUUGGCGAAAGCAGUUUCAGAAGGGAAAAAGGUUAGUGGUGUAGAGCAGGUACGCGAAUUGGCUAGUGGUAGUACACGAAUUCGCGAUGAUACUUUGGGUAUUAUUGGUCUUGGUCGUGUAGGUACAGCGGUAGCGAUGCGUGCUAAAGCGUUUGGAUUCAAAAUUUGCUUUUUUGAUCCGCAUUUGCCAGAGGGCGUCGACAGGUCGUUGGGUAUUGAACGCUGUUACAAUCUCGAUGAUAUUUUAUUCAAAUCCGAUUGUAUAACGUUGCAUUGCCCACUAACGGACGAAACGAGGCAUAUGAUCAACGAUAUGACAAUCAAGCAAAUGCGACCAGGUGCGUUUAUUGUAAACACUUCGAGAGGUGGUCUUAUUCAGGAAAGUGCAUUGGGUGAAUCGCUUAAAUCGGGGCAUAUUAAAGCUGCAGCACUUGAUGUCCAUGAACAUGAACCCUUCGAUCCCCUUGCCAUGGGACCUUUAUCGGCUGUACCGAAUAUCAUCCACACUCCUCAUUGCUCAUGGUAUUCGGAUGCUUCGUGCAAGGAAUUGCGUUUAUCAGCAGCACGAGAAGUUCGGCGAGCUAUCGUUGGUAGAUGUCCUCAUGAUCUCAGUAACUGUGUCAAUAAGGAAGCUCUCCUUGCUGGACAUACUCGGAGGCCAACAUCAUCUACAUCCUUAGCGCCGAAUGUAUCGAGCUCAUUUAAUCCUUUGAUGCCAUCAUUUGGGACGUCUAUCGCUGAUGGAUUUAAUGGCUUACCAGUUGGUGGCAAUUUGCCAUCAUUUCCUUAUUCGAAUCCACUGUUAGCGAUGAGCAACCCAUUAUUGAAUCCUUUGAUGAUGAAUCCUAGUACAGCUGCAUUAGCUAGUUUUGCAAAUGCUGCGGCGAAUACACCACACAGUAGUCCGGCUGCUGCACUUUCAACAUUGGCUGCUGCUUCAUCUGCAAUGACAACUAGCGUUGCACCGGUUGCCAGGCAAUCACCUGCGGUUCAGGUAUCCCACUCACCAAAGGCAAAUAAUAACAGUCGUACUACGGUUUCACCAGCUGCAAGACCGACAUCCUCACCCGAUGGCCUAGCUGAAGUAAAAGAUGAUACUCCACCUGCACAACAGACUAGUUCGCAGCCUCAUCUAACCUCCAGUUCAUCUUCGGCGGCAUCACCUUGUAGAAGUCCAGGAGCAUCUAAUUUACCUAAGGUGCCGACUAUAUCGGUUGAUCCACUGGCUUCAGUGGUUCCGGAAGAGUCUGCUACCGCUCCAGUCAAACUUGACGCGGAAUAA
Messenger RNA from Cercopithifilaria johnstoni, 2592 nucleotides. NCBI's taxonomy places the organism in Eukaryota, Metazoa, Nematoda, Chromadorea, Rhabditida, Onchocercidae. The record is from the annotation of a GenBank genome assembly.